Molecule: messenger RNA, 2379 nt
Organism: Melanaphis sacchari
Lineage: Eukaryota; Metazoa; Arthropoda; Insecta; Hemiptera; Aphididae
Product: zinc finger protein 227-like
Exons: 2
Coding region: 432-2141 (569 amino acids)
Biological process (GO): regulation of transcription by RNA polymerase II
Cellular component (GO): nucleus
Molecular function (GO): DNA-binding transcription activator activity, RNA polymerase II-specific; RNA polymerase II cis-regulatory region sequence-specific DNA binding
Source: RefSeq, a predicted model, not a curated record
GCGGCAUCCACCCGCUUCCCACCGUAAAACCACCAACCAGCCCACCCGCGGCUACCGCUAUAUCCUCAUUUAUUAUUACUAUUAUGACCAUUGUGGGUAACCUACCUGUCUAGUGUUUACCUACGAUAAAUUUUCCGUCUUCUCUUGUUGAAAAGUGAAAACUAAAAUAGUUUACGGCGACGGUAGUCGGUAAUGCAAAUCGUUUCGAUUUUACACGCCCGACUGGGUUAACACUACGGACUACGUUUAUUUUAUUCUUUAAAAUGUAAAUGAUUUUUCGAAAAAAAUCCAAUUUAUUUCAUACACGGAUCCCGUUGGUUAACCAUUUCGUUUUUCCUAUGAGCCGUCAUUAGGAAUAACUCACGUCUGUAGGUAAUCUAAUAACGCUUGAACUGAGACUUGAGAGUAAUUACUAUCUAUGUUAAAAAAAUAUGCUUGCCUAUGCAGAAAUGUCAAAAAUGGACACAUGUGGCAUUCAACAAAUCACACUUGGAUCAAAUAUUAUUGUCGAUGAUUUAUUUUUUAAUGAAACAAACAUUAAAUUAAAUAGUACUAAGAACGAAGUGAUACUAUCAGAUUCAUAUAGUGAUCAAAAAUAUAUUCCGAAUGACAUUCAUAAUAAAUUGAAAAAAGAUAAUCUAGAUGUUAGUAAUGAUAAAUCAAAGAAACUUAAACUUAAAUGUAAAAAAGGUCAACAAAUAUCUUUAAAUAAACUAAACCUUAAUACUCACCUCGAAAUUAAACCGCCUAUAAAACAGUCCUAUACAUGUACUAUUUGUAAAAAAUUAUUUCAAUACAAAUACAGAUAUGAUGCUCAUAUUCAAAGUCACAAUGUUGAAAAACAAAAAUAUAAGUGUAAAAUUUGUGAUAAAUCUUUCACACGUAAAUAUCACAUUAGCAUACAUAAUAGAACACAUACAGGUGAAAAACCAUAUAAAUGUGAACUAUGUGAAAAAUUAUUUUCAAUGAAACAUCAUCUCCUGUCUCACAUUAGAACUCAUACAGGUGAAAAGCCUUACACUUGUGACAUGUGCAAUGAAUCAUUUACCCGCAAAGAUAUUCUAAGCAAGCAUGUUAGAACUCACUUAGGUGAACAACUUUCAACAUGUAUAAAAUGUCAAAAACAAUUUUCUAUGAAAACAUAUACUGGAGAAAAACAGUACUUCUGUCAUUUGUGUCAACAAUUCGAGCCUCAAUCAAAUAUUUUAAAUAACAUUAACACUAAUCUUAAUCAUGACUUUGGCUUAGAAUUGCUUAACAAUGACAAAUGUAUUGAAACAACAGACUUUGUUGACAUAAAAUAUGAAAACAACAUAGAAAGUAGUGACGAGUCAAAGUCGGCAUCAAACAUGUUAACAUAUCAACCCUACGAUGAAAUGCUGAAUAACACUAAAGAAUUUCAGUCUGAUGUAAAAUGCCUCGAAACAUUCUGUAGUGUAGAAUUUAAAGAAAAGCCAUAUAAAUGUCAUAUGUGUCAACAAUUGUUUUCUAAUAAACAAAAUCUUGAUUCUCACAUCAGAAGCCACACUACAAAACAACCUUAUACAUGUACAAUUUGUAAGAAAUCGUUUUUCUAUAAGUACCGUUUUGAUGCUCACAUAACUAACCAUAAAAUGGACAAAUAUAAAUGUAAAAUUUGUGAGAAAUCUUUUACUCGAAAAUACCAUUUUGAUACUCAUUAUAGAAUACACACUGGUGAAAAACCUUUUAAAUGUGAAAUAUGUCUGAAAUUAUUCUCGUUAAAACAUCAUCUUAUAUCCCACAUUAGAACUCACACUGGCGAGAAACCGUUUAAUUGUGAACUUUGUAAUGAAUCAUUUCGCCGUAAAGAUAUACUUAGUAAUCAUAUUAGAAUUCAUACUGGAGAAAAACAAUUUGUUUGUGAUUAUUGUGAAAAACAAUUCUCUAUGAAACAAUAUCUUAUUAGACAUAUGAGAACGCACACUGGAGAAAAACCAUUUAUUUGUCAUGUGUGUCAAAAAAGAUUUUCGCAACGAUCUGGCCUUGAUUGUCAUAUAAGAAUCCACACUGGAGAGAAACCGUUUCAAUGUAAGGUGUGUAAGAAAUUAUUUUCUAGAAGAGACAAUUUAACAAUACAUAUGUCAACUCAUAAUAUUGAUAUAGAAGUUGGAAAUCAAUGAUGACAGUUGAAUUAAAACAUUUUCUUAUUAAAAAGGGUGUAUUGCAGUGAUGUAUCAAUUAAAAAACCCAAUUUUUAAUGUGUACAUUUUUACACGUUUUAAUAACUCACUAUUCUAGUCCUAACUGCCUCAACCAAGAAAAAUAUAAACCUGGAAUGUGUAUCAAAGAAAUCCUGUUUACAUUAUUUUAAAAUUUAUUGAUUUAUAUAAUUGUUAUGUAGUUAUAAUUCAAAUUGUA